Messenger RNA from Homarus americanus (American lobster), 4121 nucleotides. RefSeq names its product serine/threonine-protein kinase PRP4 homolog (gene Prp4k). The transcript has 17 exons. Gene Ontology annotation, biological process: peptidyl-serine phosphorylation; mRNA cis splicing, via spliceosome; peptidyl-threonine phosphorylation. Gene Ontology annotation, molecular function: ATP binding; protein serine/threonine kinase activity. Lineage: Eukaryota; Metazoa; Arthropoda; Malacostraca; Decapoda; Nephropidae. The record is from RefSeq and is a predicted model, not a curated record. The coding region runs from base 109 to 3033 and encodes 974 amino acids.
UUAAAAGGCAGUGUUGGUGUGAGAGGUGGCGGUAAUGGUAGUGUAAACGACACAUUCUGCGUCCGUGGCUGAAGUGAACAACGACCUAAAAUUUAACAUCACGUCAUUAUGAACUCUGAUGACCUAAGUCUGUCUAGUCUCUCAAAUGAUGAGAUAAAACCAGAGGAUCAAGAGAGAUCCAGAUCCAAAGAACACCGUCACAAGCACAAGAAGAAGCAUAAGCGUCAUUCUCACAAGCAUAAGCACCGUCAUAAAUCUUCCUCCAGAAAAGAGAGGAAACACAAAAAACACCGCUCUAAACAUAGGCACAAAGGGUCUGAAAGUGAGAGUGGAGAAUCGGAUGAUGUGGAAGAAGUGCAACUUAUUGAUGAGCUUCUGGAGUCAGGGCUUGAAGCUAUUGUCCCCAAUCAUGACCAGCCACGUGAGCGGGGGAGGGAUGUGGAGAUUAUGCGAACGUCUGCUGGUAAUGGUAUGGUGGAGUCUAUGAAAAUUGUCGUCAAUAAUCACAAUGGUAGCAGAAACCAGCCUGUGACAGUGUCUAGCAGUGAUGAGCUUGUUAGUGAUGACAACUCGAGAGAAGCUGCUCGUAAGGCUGAAGAAUUUUCCUUAGACUCCUCAGACUUCCUCCACAUAGAUGAGGAUCUUAAUCUGGAAGAACUCAUGAAACAGAAGGCAGCACUGCAGGCAUGUCUGGGAGCUUACAUGAGUGAUGUCGAAGAUGAAGAAGAGCCUCAGGAGCCAAAGCCAAAGCCUGUGGUGGUUAAGAAGCCUGAAAAUGAAGUUGUAACCAUUGAAGAUUCUGAUGAUGCUGAGCCCAAGAAGAAGGAGCGAAGGAGAGAAAGGGAAUCUAGGCCAAAGAAACGGAAGAGAAGCAGAUCAAGAAGUGAAGCAGAGGAAAAGGAGAAGAGAUCACGCAGAGACAAAGAACGAAGAGAAAAGGAGAGACGGGAUGAUGGAUCAAAUCGCCGGGAUUAUAGGAGGGAUCGUGAUAAAUCUUCUUCAGCCCUUGAGAGGUCCAGAUCUAAAGCUGAGGAACGGGAACGUAUGGAACGCAGCCGUGAGAGGAGCCGUGAAAGAAAAGAAAAAGAAAGAAUUAUGAGAGAAAAGAUGAUGCAAGAGCAAGAACAGAGAGAGCGUGAAUUUAAGGAAAGGGAAGAGCGCCGGAAGAGAGAGUGGGAGAAAAGGAUGGAAGAACGGAAAGAGAGGGAGAGGUUACGCGAAGAGCGGUUAAGGGAGCGAGGAGACAGUAGAGACAAAGACAGAGACCGGCGCAGAGAUGACAACUUCAGAGAUAGAGACAGAGACAGGGAUAGGGACAGGAGACAAGAGGCUGACUAUUGCCGCAGCCGAGAAAUGGAUCGUGAACGGGAGAGACAAAAAGAAAUUAUAUUUGGUAAAGCCAAAGAAUCCUCUUCUGACUCUGAACAAGGAGACAUUGACUUUGAUGAAGAUGAAGAGGAGGAGGAGCAGAAGAUUGAACGAAUGAGGAAACAGCGAGAGGAGUUGUAUAAGAAAUUGGGUCUAGAGCGUGACUCGUCACAAGUGACUCCUGCCAGUAGUGAGAUCCCAUCCAUCAGCAACACUCCCAGAGAUUCUCCGGUUCCUACAUCAAGACCGCCGUCACAAAUGAAAUCAGAGGAGCCACCAGCAUCCCCUGCAAAAUCAAGAUCGAGGUCUGGUUCUCCACAGUCUCGUGCCUCCAGUAGUGCCAGCAGCACCAGGAGAAGGAGUAGGAGCAGUAGCAGGAGAAGCAAGAGUGGUAGCACUAGUAGGAACAGUAGUAAGAGUAGAAGUAGUGAAGAUAAGGAAAAUCAAACCACAAAACCAGCUGAUGAUAAAAGUGAAAAGACAGAAUUAGAAACAGAUACCAAGGAAGAUGAAGAUGACGGUAUUCCAGAAAAGGAAAAGAGAAAUAAGGACAUGUUUUCUGAUAUGUUUGGUGACAAUUUUGCAGUGGACAAACUAGAUAUUCACUCCGGGGCUGCUGAGAACCCCAACCUCACAGACAACUGGGAUGAUGCAGAGGGCUAUUACCGUGUUCGUAUUGGAGAAGUACUUGACUCGAGAUACACUGUGUUUGGGUACACAGGCCAGGGAGUAUUCAGUAAUGUUGUACGUGGUAGAGAUGCAGCCAGAGCCGGACAAGAUGUUGCAAUCAAGAUCAUUAGGAACAACGAAGUUAUGCACAAGACAGGCAAGAAGGAAUUAAAUAUAUUGAAAACUUUAAAUGAUGCUGACCCAGAUGACAAAUACCAUUGUUUGCGCCUUUUCCGACACUUUUUCCACAAGAAUCAUCUGUGUAUGGUGUUUGAACCAUUGUCUAUGUCACUCAGAGAGGUACUCAAAAAAUAUGGUAAAGAUGUGGGUCUGCAUGUAAAAGCAGUACGUUCUUAUACACAUCAGUUGUUUUGUGCACUUAAGUUACUUCGCAAGUGCAAUAUCCUCCACGCAGAUGUUAAACCUGACAACAUUCUGGUAAAUGAGAAGAAACUUGUACUGAAACUUUGUGAUUUCGGCUCAGCAUCAAAAGUAACCGAGAAUGAAAUAACUCCAUACUUGGUUGCAAGAUUCUACAGAGCUCCAGAGAUUAUUUUGGGGAUGACUUACGACUUUGGCAUUGAUCUUUGGUCGGCAGCAUGCACCAUUUAUGAACUCUACACAGGAAAAAUCAUGUUCCCUGGAAAGACUAAUAACCAGAUGCUAAAACUCUUCAUGGAUUUGAAAGGAAAAAUGCCAAAUAAGGUGAUCAGGAAAGGAGCUUUCAAAGAUCAGCACUUCGAUGCAGCUUGUAACUUUCUUUACAGAGAUGUUGAUAGAGUCACAGAAAGGGAGAAGGUUGUGGUAAUGCCUACAAUUAACCCUACAAGGAACCUACAACAUGAAUUACUUGGGGAAGGCAACCUACCAGAAGAUCAUGCCAGGAAGGUGGCUCAGCUGAAGGACCUGAUGGAAAGGUGCCUCAUGCUGGACCCAGUUAAGAGAGCCACAAUAGACAAUUGCUUAAUGCACCAAUUUAUUAGGGAGAAAAUGUGAAUUUCGGGUGAUGAAAGAUUAUGGUUGUGAUGUGAAGUUUGGCUGAAUUUGAAACUCAUUGACUUGCUCAUAUUAGUUUACACAAUACCUAAAGAAGACUCUUUUUAAUUAUGAAUACUGUAUGUGGAGCUUCAUAAAUUGUAUUAUGAAUAAUAUUGUAUUCUUUAGGAUGUACAACAAUCAAAUUAGGUUUACUACAAAGAUUUUUUGUUGACAUCACUGAUAAUUAAGGUAAACAAAAAUUUCUGACUUUAAUUACUUCACUUGUUGAAGAUUGUAAAACACGUGAUAUUUCUUAUAAUUGUCCUCAUUCAACCCAGAUAAUGUAAUAAGUCCUUACUGUUGCAGAUGCAGAAAGUUAAGGUAAGCCUUUUCAGAUUAUGGAAUUGUGUGUUGGAAAUGUGUGCGUGAACCUUAGAACCUUAUUCAGGUAAAACUUACAAUAAGUAGGAAGUGGAUUUUUCAAAUCACCUUUCUCUUACACAUCAAAGAUAAUUGAUUCACAUCAUUUUCAUUGAAGAAAGUUGGUCUUGAAACAUUCUUAAAUGUGGGUAAAAGUAGAAUUGUUUUAAAAAGUUUGCUUGUGUAUGGUAUGGAUUAUGUUGUUUUAUGUAGAAUGUAAUUUGUAAUACAACUAAAACAUGUUAUUAUUACAGAGUAAAAAGUGAAACAUUUGAUGUGUGUGUAUGCUUGGACAUUUUGGGUGAGCCAGUUAAUGUCUUUGAUUUUAUUUUUAUGCAUCUUGAAGGGUUAGUUUAUGGUCAAACUUCAGUUUAAUUUGUCAAUACAAGGGUCUGCAUUUCAUAUUGUAUUUAAAAGAGAGUAAAUGAAGUAUUUUUUUUUUAGUUAGAAUAAUAAUUUUAAUACGUAUUUGUGUUAUACACUUUUGAGGACUGCAUUUUGCUGUAAUUUGAGACAAGGGGAUAACUAAUAAUAAAACCUAAAAUUGUAUUAAAGAUUUUGUUUAUUUUUAUUUUUUGUUUUUUAAAAAACAAAUUAUGCAUUGUUUUUUAUAUAACUAUAUGCAAUGAAAAGGCAUAUAUUGCUUAUUUGUGUAAAAUAAAGACAAAAUAUAUGCACUAUAUACA